AUUUCUGUAAUUGUGAGAGAGACGGCCACACUGGUAGUUGCCCAUUAUCAACAUUUACCAAAAGAAUGAAUUUGAACAACGUCAAAGUUCCAAAGAUGCCCGGCGGCGGUGCAGCUUCUGCUUUAUUUAGGGUGGGAGUCAUUGGUGCACUUGGUUUGUAUGGUGCUGCUAACAGUCUCUACAAUGUCGAGGGAGGCCAUCGAGCCAUCAUGUUUAACCGUAUAGUUGGUGUGAAAGACCAGGUUUAUGCUGAAGGUACACACUUUAUGAUUCCAUGGUUUGACAGGCCCGUAAUUUAUGAUGUCCGUGCAAAACCCCAUCUUGUGGAGAGUAAUUCUGGGAGCCGCGACCUCCAGAUGGUGAGAAUUGGGCUUCGAGUUCUUACCCGCCCUGUGCCCGACCAGUUACCAACAAUUUACAGAGCACUUGGUGAGAACUAUAACGAAAGGGUCCUUCCUUCAAUUAUUCAUGAAACUUUGAAAGCUGUUGUCGCCCAGUAUAAUGCCAGCCAGCUUAUUACUCAGAGAGAGGCUGUCAGUAGGAAUAUUCGGGAAAUUUUGACAGCGAGGGCAGCCAAUUUCAAUAUUGCAUUGGAUGAUGUGUCAAUCACAAGCUUAACUUUUGGAAAGGAAUUUACAGCUGCAAUUGAAUCCAAACAGGUGGCUGCACAAGAGGCUGAGAGGGCUAAAUUUAUUGUGGAAAAAGCUGAACAAGACAAGAAAAGUGCCAUUAUCAGAGCACAGGGUGAGGCCAAGAGUGCACAGCUGAUUGGUGAAGCUAUUGCCAAUAAUCCGGCAUUUAUCACUCUCAGGAAGAUUGAAGCUGCCAGAGAGAUUGCACAUACUGUCUCGAAUUCAUCCAACAAAGUUUUCCUGAGUUCAGAUGAUUUGUUGCUGAACCUUCAGGAUAUGGAUUUGGAGCCUACUGGGAAGAAAUAGACAUAACAGGGCAUGGAUGAGCUGGAGCUGAAGCUUUUCUACACCAAUCUUGAACUUGAAUAAUUGAAAAUGGAAGCAACUGAAGAAAUCAGAAAGAACAAGGAGUAUGUGAAGAACAAGUCUAAAUCUGUGUCACAACCUAAACGACAGUUCCUGGAAGUAUCAAACUAAACUAACCUCAAUCAGAAGUUUUGAAAGGUUUCUAAA
Messenger RNA from Juglans microcarpa x Juglans regia, 1145 nucleotides. Its product is annotated as prohibitin-1, mitochondrial-like. The coding region runs from base 66 to 938 and encodes 290 amino acids. The record is from RefSeq and is a predicted model, not a curated record. The transcript has 6 exons. Gene Ontology annotation, biological process: mitochondrion organization. NCBI's taxonomy places the organism in Eukaryota, Viridiplantae, Streptophyta, Magnoliopsida, Fagales, Juglandaceae. Gene Ontology annotation, cellular component: membrane; mitochondrion.